AUGCAGUUGCUCUUGGUGACGUUUCUCUUCGUUUGUGCCUCUGCUGAGCUGCGUGUCUCGAAGCGGAGCACGUUCACUGGACAGGAGAGUAGCCACCCUGUGCCCCAUCCGGCAGAUGGAUCUAGUGCCAGACAUCUGCAGGACUGUGAGGUGAUUGGCUGGGUCGAACUUUGCGAACGGAAGAAGUUGACGGCCGGGGCGUGCUUUCAACUCGAGCCCACAACGGCAGCUCCACCCUGCGAGCUGCAAGGGCCCCAUGGGGCACCGGCGCAGCUGCGGCCAGCGACUGCCGGGAUUUUGACCUUGACCUCCGGGGAGCUACGCAUCACCGGGCAAAUUCAGAUGACGUCGCUCCGCCUGGCAGCCAAGACUGUGAACUUUGCAGAUGCUCACGUGGAAGCGUGGCAUGAAGGUCCAUCGGAUCCAAAUGCUACCGCGCUUGGCGGCGCCUUUUUCAGCAUGGGGUCAUUCACUUUGACCAGGUCCCGACUGACUGUGAGAGGCUCUGCAGCGGCAGCUGGUGGUGGUGGCUUCGCAGCGGGCGGAGACCUGAGUGUGUUCCAAGACUCUGAAGUCGUGAUCGAGAACGUUUCAGCAAAGUCUGGUGCUGGCUUCGUUGUCAUGGGAGAUGCUUACGUUUUUGACAACUCAAUGAUCUUCAUUCAGAAUGCGAGAUCCACCGGAUACGGAGGUGGCUUCUUAACCAGAAAACGUUUGCGAGUGGCACACAGCUCAGCUGUCAGCCUUCAGAACGUGAUUGCGCAGAAGCAUGGAGGAGGUUUCUUGGUCAUGGGAGAGGUUGAGAUAGCUGGGAAUUCGACAGUCAAGAUUUCCAACAGCCGUGCUGAAUCAGGAGAUGGAGGAGGUUUGUACACUUGGAAGGGCUUGAAGGUCUCCAACGGCUCAAGGCUCGUCAUUCGGAAUGCGGCUGCUGGGAAUUCUGGAGGAGGAUUCUUUGCCAGAGGCAACACUACCAUCAGAAGGUCCACCGUCAACAUUCAAAAUGCCACGGGCCAGGAGAAUGGUGGAGGAUUUUGUGCAUCUGAUGAGGUUGUCAUCGAUGAGAUGUCAAGCGUCAGCAUUUCCACUUCAAGAUCGAGAUUUGGCGGAGGCCUCCAUACGGACGAGCGCUUGCAGGUGACCAGCGGCUCAGCUGUCAGCCUUCAGAACGUGAUUGCGCAGGAGUAUGGAGGAGGUUUCAAUGCCCUUGGAGGGGUUGAGAUAGCUGGGAAUUCGACAGUCAAGAUUUCCAACAGUCGAGCUGAAGCCAAAAAUGGAGGAGGUUUUAACACUGAAAAGGGCUUGAAGGUGUCCAACGGCUCAAGACUCAUCAUUCGGAAUGCGGCUGCUGGGAAAUAUGGAGGAGGAUUCUAUGCCAGAGGCAAGACUACCAUCAGCAGGUCCACCAUCAGCAUUCAAAAUGCCACGGCCAAGCAGAAUGGUGGAGGAUUUUGUGCAUCUGAUGAGGUUGUCAUCGAUGAGAUGUCAAGCGUCAGCAUUUCCACUUCAAGAUCGAGAUUUGGCGGAGGCCUCCAUACGGACGAGCGCUUGCAGGUGACCAGCGGCUCAGCUGUCAGCCUUCAGAACGUGAUUGCGCAGGAGUAUGGAGGAGGUUUCAAUGCCCUUGGAGAUGUUGAGAUUGCUGGAAAUUCGACAGUCAAGAUUUCCAACAGUCGAGCUGAAGCAAAAAAUGGAGGAGGUUUUGACACUGAAAAGGCCUUGAAGGUGUCCACGGGCUCAAGGCUUAUCAUUCGGAAUGCGACAGCCGGAAAUGAUGGAGGAGGAUUCUAUGCCAGAGGCAAGACUACCAUCAGAAGGUCCACCGUCAGCAUUCAAAAUGCCACGGCCCAGGAGUUUGGUGGAGGAUUUCAUGCAUUUGAUGAGGUUGUCAUCGAUGAGAUGUCAAGUGUCAGCAUUUCCACUUCAAGAUCGAGAUUUGGCGGAGGCUUCCAUUUGGAGAGACGCUUGCAGGUGACCAGCGGCUCAGCUGUCAGCCUUCAGAACGUGAUUGCGCAGGAGUAUGGAGGAGGUUUCAAUGCCAUUGGAGAGGUUGAGAUAGCUGGGAAUUCGACAGUCAAGAUUUCCAACAGUCGAGCUGAAGCCAAAAGUGGAGGAGGUUUUAACACUGAAAAGGGCUUGAAGGUGUCCAACGGCUCAAGGCUCGUCAUUCGGAAUGCGAAUGCUGGGAAAUAUGGAGGAGGAUUCUAUGCCAGAGGCAAGACCAGCAUCAGAAGGUCCGCAGUCACCAUUCAAAAGGCCACGGCCCAGCAGAUUGGUGGAGGGUUUUGUGCAGCUGAUGAAGUUGUCAUCGAUGAGAUGUCAAGCUUCAGCAUUUCCAGCUCAAGAUCGAGAUUUGGCGGAGGCUUCCAUACGGAGCGCUUGCAGGUGACCAACAGCUCAGCUGUCAGCCUUCAGAAUGUGAUUGCGCAGGAGCAGGGAGGAGGUUUCUUGGUCCUUGGAGAGGUUGAGAUAGCUGGGAAUUCGACAGUCAAGAUUUCCAACAGCCGUGCUGAAUCAGGAGAUGGAGGAGGUUUUGCCACUGAAAAGGGCUUGAAGGUGUCCAACGGCUCAAGACUCAUCAUUCGGAAUGCGGCUGCUGGGAAAUAUGGCGGAGGAUUCUACGCCACAGGCAAGACUACCAUCAGCAGGUCCACCGUCAGCAUUCAAAAUGCCACGGGCCAGGAGAAUGGUGGAGGGUUUUAUGCAUUUGAUGAGGUUGUCAUCGAUGAGAUGUCAAGCGUCAGCAUUUCCAGCUCAAGAUCGGGAGACCAGGGCGGAGGCUUCCAUGCGGACAAGCGCUUGCAGGUGACCAACAGCUCAGCUGUCAGCCUUCAGAACGUGAUUGCGCACAGGUUUGGAGGAGGUUUCGAUGCCCUUGGAGAGGUUGAGAUUGCUGGAAAUUCGACAGUCAAGAUUUCCAACAGUCGAGCUGAAGCAAAAAAUGGAGGAGGUUUUAACACUGAAAAGGGCUUGAAGGUGUCCACGGGCUCAAGGCUUAUCAUUCGGAAUGCGACAGCCGGAAAUCAUGGAGGAGGAUUCUACGCCAAAGGCAAGACUACCAUCAGCAGGUCCACCGUCAGCAUUCAAAAUGCCACGGGCCAGGAGAAUGGUGGAGGGUUUUGUGCAUUUGAUGAGGUUGUCAUCGAUGAGAUAUCAAGCGUCAGCAUUUCCAGCUCAAGAUCGAGAUUUGGCGGAGGCUUCCAUGCGGACAAGCGCUUGCAGGUGACCAACAGCUCAGCUGUCAGCCUUCAGAACGUGAUUGCGCACAGGUUUGGAGGAGGUUUCCAUGCCCUUGGAGAGGUUGAGAUAGCUGGAAAUUCGACGGUCAAGAUUUCCAACAGUCGAGCUGAAGCAAAAAAUGGAGGAGGUUUUAACACUGAAAAGGGCUUGAAGGUGUCCAACGGCUCAAGACUCAUCAUUCGGAAUGCGGCUGCUGGGAAAUAUGGAGGAGGAUUCUAUGCCAGAGGCAAGACUACCAUCAGAAGGUCCGCAGUCACCAUUCAAAAGGCCACGGCCCAGCAGACUGGUGGAGGGUUUUGUGCAGCUGAUGAAGUUGUCAUCGAUGAGAUGUCAAGCGUCAGCAUUUCCAGCUCAAGAUCGAGAUUUGGCGGAGGCUUCCAUACGGAGCGCUUGCAGGUGACCAACAGCUCAGCUGUCAGCCUUCAGAACGUGAUUGCGCAGAAGCAGGGAGGAGGUUUCUUGGUCCUUGGAGAGGUUGAGAUAGCUGGGAAUUCGACAGUCAAGAUUUCCAACAGCCGUGCUGAAUCAGGAGAUGGAGGAGGUUUUGCCACUGAAAAGGGCUUGAAGGUGUCCAACGGCUCAAGACUCAUCAUUCGGAAUGCGGCUGCUGGGAAAUAUGGAGGAGGAUUCUACGCCACAGGCAAGACUACCAUCAGCAGCGGUACGGUGGAGGGUUCAGUGCUGAAGGAGUCGCAAGUAGGAGGUCGUGCAGAUGGUCAAGUGCUUCUUUCAUCUGAAUCCAACUUGGUGGUGAAGGAUGCCCAAGGUCUCGACAAUUCCAGUGUGCUGACUGCAGCUUGCCUCCAUUUGCAUGAUCGAUCACACAUUCUCUUUGAAGAUGCCGUUGGCGGCCAUGGGGUGGAGCUGCAAAAUAGUGGAUGCUCUGACGUUUGCUCAAACACCACCUUCCAUGUUGCAACGGAUGCAGCCCUCAACGCCAGUGGUCGCUUGAGCUCCGGUUUUCUCUCCCUUGCAUCCUGCCCGAAUGAGAAGGUACGUCUGUCAGGCAUCCACCUGCACUCCUGGUCCAGCGCGUUGCUCAGCACCCGGCCCAGUUCCGUGAUAAUCGGCCAAGUGACUAUCGACUAUGAACCACCUAUCGACAAUUUGCAGGUCCUGGCUGCCAAGGACGGGCUCAAGGUGUCAGCAGGCGACAGUGUGGGACGACGGCUUCUUCAAGCUGCGAGAGAUUUUGGAUGUUCGGAUUUUGACUAA
Cladocopium goreaui is the source of this 4455-nucleotide messenger RNA. NCBI's taxonomy places the organism in Eukaryota, Dinophyceae, Suessiales, Symbiodiniaceae. The record is from the annotation of a GenBank genome assembly.